AUCGCUCAUAAUUUUUCAUCUGCUCGCAGAAAGGGUUGAGAAAGGACGUCGACUUUUCGUCUGAGGUUUUUUCUUACAGCUGACGGCGAAAAACGGUUGAACGCAUUUGACCGCGGAAUCGACAGUUGAAUGGUUAAAAACGAAUCCCCAUGUUCCACAUUUCUCUUCAUUUAUUGCUGCGCGCGAGAGAGAGAGAGAUAGAUCCGCGGAGUACAUAACGGACGUAUGAUCGUUUCUGGGGACAAAACCAGCUCACUGACUGAUCAGCUGAAGACAAAGGGGAAUUGAGGAGUUGAAUAGUAGCUGCCAAGUCGUCGUCGUCGUCUCUCUGAGUUUUUCCGCAUUAAGCUCGAUUCGGUCCCGGCCGAGGGCACCCCUCUUCGUUCUUCGCGUAAAGGUUGGAACUUUGCCCGGUACCUCGAAUCCCUAGGAGGCAUAUUGAGAAGUUCGAGUCCCAGAAAGUGUCCACUAUUGUGUGUGCUUUUGUGAUGUAGAAUGAAGGUUGGACAGAGAAGGGAGAUUAGGGACGGCCUUCAAGAUAUUUAGCCUAUUGAUGAUAUGUCCAUUUACCAAGAUUCAAAUUAUAUUCCCCGAAGGGAACCAAAUCUGCCUAAUGGAUUGGGCAGACUAUGCAUGUGCUUGAUUGGAUUUGCAGAUUUCACAAGCAAUUGUACUUUGGUGGACUGCAGAGUUGCAGAAGACAUUGGUCCCAUCUAGAAGAUAUACAUCUUUAUUCAGAGAGGAGCGUCAGUGGUGUUCGGCUGGACAGUGUUAUAAGUAGAAGUAAUUGUUGCCUUGCCUGGGCUGAAACUCCCGCGGCAUUAGGCCUUCCUUCCAGGGGUCAAUUUUUUUUGUUGCUUUAUUACACUUCCUAAAAAUGCUUGAACAUGUACAGUCUCUUCCUCUUCUCAAAGUAAGAGGAGUCGUAAGCACUCUUUACACUGUGUGUGUAAUUCCUGAGAUAAGCCAGUGAUUUUAGGAUCGGAUGGUUGUGCAUGCCAUACGAAUUGCUCGGUCUACAAUUGUUUUAAUGGAGUCACCAGAAGCGUUUGUUUCUCCUUGCUGAACAAAGGAGCCAUGCUUCGGAAUUGGAAGAAACCCCACAAUUUGAUGCUUUGCUAUUAAGUGUACAUAUUGUGCAUCUUCUUCAAAAAGUAGGGUUAUGGUCCAAAAGAAACCAUGGAGCAUACACCAGAUAAAAAGUUCCCCCUCAAUGCAAAGGACUAUAAGCUUUAUGAGGAAGUUGGUGAAGGUGUCAGUGCUACUGUCUACAGGGCUCUCUGCAUUCCACUUAAUGAAACAGUUGCUAUCAAGGUGCUUGAUCUUGAGAAGUGUAAUAAUGAUCUGGAUGGUAUCCGGCGAGAGGUACAGACAAUGAGUUUGAUUAAUCAUCCAAAUCUAUUGCGUGCGCAUUGCUCCUUCACUGCUGGCCACAGCCUUUGGGUUGUCAUGCCAUACAUGGCUGGAGGAUCCUGUCUUCACAUUAUGAAAUCUGCUUACCCAGAAGGUCUUGAAGAGCCAGCUAUUGCCACUUUGUUGCGCGAGGUUCUCAAGGCACUUGUGUAUCUCCAUGCACAUGGACAUAUUCAUAGGGAUGUGAAGUCAGGGAAUAUAUUAAUCGAUUCAAAUGGUGCAGUCAAGUUAGCAGAUUUUGGAGUGUCGGCAUGCAUGUUUGAUACUGGAGAUAGACAACGGUCCAGAAAUACCUUUGUCGGGACUCCAUGCUGGAUGGCUCCUGAAGUCAUGCAGCAAUUACAUGGAUAUGACUUCAAAGCAGACAUCUGGUCCUUCGGAAUAACAGCACUUGAACUUGCACAUGGGCAUGCCCCAUUUUCCAAGUAUCCACCAAUGAAAGUUCUGCUGAUGACCUUACAAAAUGCACCUCCAGGCCUGGACUACGAGAGAGAUAAGAGAUUUUCAAAGUCUUUCAAAGAGAUGGUGGCCACUUGCUUAGUAAAGGACCCCAAGAAACGUCCCACUUCAGAGAAGCUUCUGAAGCACAGUUUUUUUAAACAUGCACGCUCUACUGAAUGUCUAGCACGAACCAUUCUCGAGGGCCUCGCUCCUCUGGGUGAGCGCUUUAAGAUGCUGAAGGCACAAGAAGCUGCUCUUCUUGUUCAGAAUAAGGCUCUCUAUGAAGACAAGGAGCAAUUAUCACAGCAAGAAUACAUAAGAGGAAUUAGUGCAUGGAAUUUCAACCUUGAAGAUCUGAAAAGUCAGGCUGCCCUUAUUCAGGAAAAUGAUGGUGUGCCAAAUAGUGAGGACUCUCAUGCAUCCAUAAAGCAGGAGAGACAUGAUGCUUCUGGGAGAUGCACAGAGAGAAUGUCGCCUGAGAUGGUCAACCAUUCAAACACUCUGUCUGGUCCGGAGGAUGCUUUAAAUGAUCUUCAUGACUUGAAGAGCUCACUUGCUUCAUUUCCUAUGAAACCACUUCAAGCACUCAAAGAUUGUUUUGAUGUUGGUGAGGACAAUGUAAAUAUGAGUCCUAGCUGGGAUGACACUCGAUCAGAUUCUGAUGAACAGCUUCCCACAAAAUCCUCACCAAGAACUGUCCAUCAGGAUGCUGGUAGAAAUGACUACGACAACAAUGAUGAUUUUGUACGAAGGAGAUCUUUACCACAUCAGGAGAUUCCAAAUCAUAAGAAAUUCUUAAGCGGUCCAUUAAUACAGGAUACUGUCGCCUCUGCUAAGAAGAUUAUGGACAACGGGGACAGGGAUCGUUUGCAACCAAAAUAUCAAUCUGAGCGAAACUAUAGUGGGCCUCUGUUCUAUCGCCAAAGGAAAGACACUAAUUCUUUGUCACCUGCAGAGGAUACAUCAGAAGGAGCAGUUAUCCAACGUAAGGGCCGUUUUAAGGUCACUUCAGCAGAUGUUAGUCCUAAGGGUAUGAUGAACUGCUCCUCUGGCUUAGCGUGUGGUGGUUCAUCCAGUUCAAUGACCCCAAACCUGGCAGCCGCCCUUCUCCCUUCGUUGCAGUGCAUUUUGCAGCAGAACAUCAUGCAGAGGGAAGAAAUCACUAAGCUUAUCAAAUACACGGAGCAAAUUUCUGGUAAUCAAGGGGACUUGGCCGAGGUGGGCACCAACAAUUCUCUGCAGGCACAGGUAUCUUGUGCUUCUACAAGAGAAAAAGAAUUGCAGUCCCAGUCUACGCAUCUGCAGCAAUGUGUUACAAGCCUUGUUGAGGAGCUGCAGAACCUGAAACGGAAAAAUGCCCAGUUGGAGAAGCAGCUGAAUGCUUUGACAAACCGAGACAAGAGGAUAAGAGGGAUGACCAAAGCAUGAUGUGUUCACAUCUUCAACUUAUUCUUUUAUGGCAACAUUUUUGGUCGAUCAGCAAGUGACCGAGCAUUAUGCCCGGAUUGGAUGGUGUACUCUUCCCAUCCGCUUGAAGGUUUGAAGGGCUGACCCCGCAAAGUUUUGAGACGUCUUUCCUUGAGUUGCAGCUUGUACAUGGAAUCUGUUAAAAAAUAUGGCAGAUGCUCACCAUCUCUGUGUCUGUCUGUCUGUCCAUAAUUAAGUGUGUCUUUGCUCCCUGCUCGCAUUAUGGGACUCCCGCUACCGUAGACAGCUCUUAGUCGGUCAAUAAUGCAAUUGAAUUAAUUCCCUCA
Molecule: messenger RNA, 3608 nt
Organism: Rhodamnia argentea
Lineage: Eukaryota; Viridiplantae; Streptophyta; Magnoliopsida; Myrtales; Myrtaceae
Product: serine/threonine-protein kinase BLUS1
Exons: 22
Coding region: 1180-3282 (700 amino acids)
Biological process (GO): protein phosphorylation
Molecular function (GO): protein kinase activity; protein serine/threonine kinase activator activity; ATP binding
Source: RefSeq, a predicted model, not a curated record